Pistacia vera is the source of this 1053-nucleotide messenger RNA. Its product is annotated as putative disease resistance protein RGA3. The transcript has a single exon. The record is from RefSeq and is a predicted model, not a curated record. Gene Ontology annotation, biological process: defense response to fungus. NCBI's taxonomy places the organism in Eukaryota, Viridiplantae, Streptophyta, Magnoliopsida, Sapindales, Anacardiaceae. Gene Ontology annotation, molecular function: ADP binding. The coding region runs from base 1 to 1053 and encodes 350 amino acids.
AUGGCAGAAGGCAUUAUAUUUAGCAUUGCGGGGAAAAUCUUGGAAGAGUUGGGGUCCUCGGCUGUCCGAGAAGGAAAAUUGGCAUGGGGUGUUAAAGGUGAGAUUAAAAAACUUGAGAGCACUGUCAACACUAUCAAACUUGUAAUUCUCGAUGCUGAGGAGCAGCACAGCAAAAACCGAGAGGUAACAGAUUGGAUCCAAAGGCUCAAAGAUGCAUUUUAUGAUGCAGAUGACUUGUUAGACGAUUUCUUCACUCAACUUCAAUGGCAAGAGGUAUUGAGUCGAAAUAAAUUGGCAAACAAGGUACGGAUCUUUUUCUCCAAAUCGAAUCAAAUUGCAUAUAGUUUUAGAAUGGCUCAUAAGAUUAAGACUAUUAGGGAGAAACUGGAUGAGAUUAAAAAUGAUAGGCAUUUCCACCUUUCUGAGUGUCCUGUUGAAAAAAGAGUCAUAAAUAUAGAAAGGGAAACACACUCUUUCAUACAUGUAGAAACGGUAAUCGGAAGAGAUGAUGAUAAAAAUAAUGUUAUAAGACUUCUAUUGGACUCAAAUGAUGAUAAGAAUGUUUUAGUUGUUACCGUAGUUGGACUUGGAGGAGUAGGAAAAACCACACUUGCUCAACUUGUAUAUAAUGAUGAGAGUAUCAUAAACCAUUUUGAGUUAAGGAUGUGGGUGUGUGUCUCUGAUGAUUUUAUUAUGAAGAUAAUUGUUGAAAAGAUAAUAAAAUCUGCAACUCGUAAAGAACUUGGAAAUUUUCAUUUGAACGAAUUGCAGGAAUUCCUUCGAAAAGAAAUUAAUGGGAAAAGAUAUCUACUAGUUUUGGAUGAUGUAUGGAAUGAGAAUCAUAAUAAAUGGAAUGAAUUGAUGAAUCUAUUAAUGAAUGGUUCAAAAGGAAGUAAGAUACUAGUUACUACACGUAGUGAAGUAGUUGCUAAGGUUACUAGCAAACUUGAAUCUUAUGUCUAUCCCUUGAGAGGACUAGAUGAAAAAAAGUCUUGGUCUUUGUUUACCCAAAAAGCUUUUGAACCUGGGAAGGAACCAAAAGAUUCGAAAUAA